ACUAUAAAACUCAACUUAAUUUAGUGGUCUCAGUUAAAGGACGAGAUUAUCAUUAUGAUUGGUUAUUGAUGCCAACAGGCCGGCUUUUAUAUGUAUAUCUGUGCAUGCAUGUGUGUUUUCAUUGUGCAUGAUUGUUUAUGCUUGCACACAUGCAUGCAUGUCCUGGCAUUGCGAAAAGUGCCGUCAACAUCAGUAGGAAAAUGUGUUACCUUCAGGGAUUUGCAUCAUCUCUUGUAUGCCAUUAGUUGUUUACAGAAUAGCAGUGUGUUGAAUCUCUCAGUCUACAACCAUCAUGUAAUUUCCUUUUCAUUUUACUGAUCAAGCCUUUGUUGUAAACCUUGAUUUAUGAGGUGGGUGGGGAAAUUUCUCAUUUUUCAUGUAGUAACAUAUCAAAUCAUUUUCUUUUUUAGUAUAAUUCACAACACAUUAUAUAUUGCCUAAUUUUUAUACUGAUGCAGGUUAUAAAUUUGUAUGGAAUUGGAGCUCGGCAAACCUUCUCUACUCCUAAUCUUAUUGAUGAACUUAACUUGAAGGUGGGAAAAUUGUCUACUGGUGAUUCCUUUGAUAUGUCCCCAGAAGAUGAAGCAUCAAUUCUAGCAAAUGAUGCUGUGGUUGUUGAUAUGGAGGGAGCAGCAGUGGCUUAUGUGGCUGACUUACUCUCAGUCCCAGCAAUCUUUAUCAAAGCUGUGACAAAUGUUGUUGUAGAGAAGCCCAUUGCAGAGGAGUUCUUGCAGAACUUGAUCGCAGUAAGCAGGGAACUGGCCCAGACUGUUAGCCAGAUUCUGGAGAAAGGAGAGCUUCCAGUUGCUGGGAAAGAAAAAGAAUCUAAGCUAUCAAGUCGAUCCAGAACAACAAUUGUUAGGCAGAAGACUAUCAAUCCAGAAACUCAGUGCUCUUAUACAAUAAAUAUGAUCGAAGGGCAUAUGAAUGAAAUUCAUUUUGCAGUGUAUCCUCAUACCAGCUCUAAGGAACAGAAGUAACUGUUAAACAACCGGAUGCUAGCUGAAGGAAGAAAAAUUGCUGGGAGGGGUGAAGAGAUGGCUGAACAUUAUGCUUUUGGUCCUCUUGAAGAUGAUGUGAUAAUUAAACACAGGCUUCUGACUCGCACCACAACUUACCGGGGAUGAAGCACCACUAAAGAAGCUUCAAAGUAAGUUUGCCUCCUUUGUACUGGAGAUCAAGAAAGACACAGAUAGUUCAGGUGACUGCUAGAGAUUGUAUAAGGCUUUCCUUGUAGAAGCGAAAUUCUUGGUGCACUGCGGGCAGUGCAGAACCACACGCACCAUGGGCGGUGAUUGGUUCCCUUGUGGAGCCGCAAAUUUUUUUUUUCAUACGUCGCAACCCAGUCCCAUGCGUGAAUCAAUCACUGUAGGUGGUGCACGUAUUUCUGCACCAUCCACGAUGCACAAAAAAUUCCUCCCUAGAAGAAAUAACCACUUUCGAGCUCUCACUUCCUAAAAGCAAAAUGGUAGAUGGGAACAUCCGAGAGAAAAAGGGCUUCAAUGAGUUGCAAGAAGAAAUCUAUUGCCAAAUCUUACAUGCUCAAGCUGAUAUCGAGGACUUAAAGAAACAGUUUGAGGAGAGCAAGAUUGAGAGAAAGCAUAAGGAGUGUGAGGUCAUCAGGAAGCUAAUUGCUUUGCAGUCCUCAAGGUCAAUGUUGAUUAAUAUAUUUUUAGUAAGCUAUGCUAAGGAAAAAAAUCUAUAAUGCUAUAAUUAGGGAGUGGUUGAUCAAUGUAUCUUUGAUAAGCUAUGUUUAGGGAGAAAUCUGUGAUGCUGUAAUUAGGGAGUAAAAUUAGCGAUUACAAUAUGAGCAUUUAUGUAAUAACAUCAAUAUAAAUAGAGGUGUAGGUCAAAAGAAUUUUAAUUUUGAUCUAUCAU
Molecule: messenger RNA, 1878 nt
Organism: Elaeis guineensis (African oil palm)
Lineage: Eukaryota; Viridiplantae; Streptophyta; Magnoliopsida; Arecales; Arecaceae
Source: RefSeq, a predicted model, not a curated record